This is a messenger RNA of Microdochium trichocladiopsis, 1649 nucleotides long. RefSeq names its product vitamin H transporter. Lineage: Eukaryota; Fungi; Ascomycota; Sordariomycetes; Xylariales; Microdochiaceae. Gene Ontology annotation, biological process: transmembrane transport. The record is from RefSeq and is a predicted model, not a curated record. Gene Ontology annotation, molecular function: transmembrane transporter activity. Gene Ontology annotation, cellular component: membrane. Bases 1 to 1560 code for a protein of 519 amino acids. The transcript has 4 exons.
AUGACUACCCUCCCAAGUACUGGGCUCGAGCAGCCUCGCGAGCACCAGCAGGCAUCAGCAAAGCAAAUCGCUGGUGCCGAUGUCGCCACUACCCCGGAUGAGCCCGAGACAAAUCUCCCGGCGAAUCGCAACCUCAAGGAGGCGCCAAAGAGGUCACUGUGGAUUGCCUGGAUGUACAUCUUCGAAUGGUACCCCUCGCACUAUCCGGAGGACGAACGCAAGUUCCUCCGCAAGAUUGACGCAUACCUUUUGACUUUUACGAGCAUCGCCUUCUUCCUGAAAUGGCUUGACCAGAGUAACAUCAACUCGGCGUAUGUGUCUGGCAUGAAGGAGGAGCUGAGACUGUACGGCAACGAAUACUCCAUGUUCCCAAUGUUCUACAACAUAGGCUACGUCAUUACACAGAUCCCGGCAAUGCUCUUCCUCUCGAGACCGCAGUACACGCGCUGGUUCUUGCCCACCUGCGAGGUCAUGUGGAGUUGCUUGACCUUUGCACAGUCAAGGCUUCAGAGUGCCCCGCAGAUCUAUGGGACACGAUUUCUGCUCGGCGUCCUCGAGACCCCAGUUGCAUCGGGGAGCCUCUUCAUUCUCGCAUCUUGGUAUAAACCCGAGGAGCUCUUCAAGCGUGCCGGCUUGUGGUACGUAUCAAACAACAUCGGCGUCAUGUUUGGCGGCUACCUUCAAGCAGCUGCAUAUACCAACCUCAACGGCAUCCAUGGUAUGUCAGGCUGGAGAUGGCUCUUCAUCAUCGACGGCUGCAUCUCCCUGCCCCUCUCGAUCUUGGGCUUCUUCAUCUUCCCCGGCAUGCCUGCGAGCAAAAAGAUCUGGUGGAUGACCGAGAAAGAACUUGAGCUCGGCCGCCUACGCAUGCGGGAGGCUGGCGUCAAGGCGCCCAAGAAGAUUGGCAAGGCCCUCCUCAGGCGUGUUUUCUGCCAUUGGCACUGGUAUGUCGGCGUCAUGGCUUAUAUCCUCUUCCUCUCGGGCGCCUACCCACACGGCCAAAUGGCGCUCUGGCUCAAAGACGAGACCGCCAAGCACGGAACCUACACCGUGCAGCAGAUCAAUACCCUGCCCACCGGCGCGCAAGGCGUCUCCGUUGUCGCGACACUUCUUGCUACGGGCCUGUGCAUGGUCUACCCGACUUGGGCUAUCUUCCAGGUUGUCAUUGCGAUUGUGAUGUUCGCCAACGUCUGCAUGAUUGUGUGGUUCAUCCCGAAUGCGCUCAAGUUCGCCUGCUUCUAUCUCUUUGGCACAACGGCUUGCGUCACGCCGAUCCUCGUGCCGACAGUCAACCUUUGGCUCAAAGAUUCUGCCGAAGCCCGCGCCUUCUUUAAUGGCAGCAUGAUUACUCUUGGGUUCGCCGUAAAUUCCUUUUACCCACUUCUCGUGUUUCCCCAGAUCGAAGCCCCACAGUGGAAGAAGGGCUACAUUGUCAAUUUCUUCUUUGUCAUUGGGUGCUGGGCGUUUCUUACCACGGGGUACUGGCUACAUAAUCGCUGGGAGAAGCGGCAGGAGACUAGACGCGGCAUUGAAGCGCUCGAGGAGCAGAAGCUGUCGUGAUGUAUUUUAUGCCAGCCACAACGAGUGACUGAUGGCAGUCAGACGCACUGCAGGUCUGAGUGCUAGGGACCAUAGCAAAUUGAGCACGG